Messenger RNA from Aspergillus thermomutatus, 990 nucleotides. RefSeq lists its product as uncharacterized. The transcript is spliced from 2 exons. Lineage: Eukaryota; Fungi; Ascomycota; Eurotiomycetes; Eurotiales; Aspergillaceae. The coding region runs from base 1 to 990 and encodes 329 amino acids. The record is from RefSeq and is a predicted model, not a curated record.
AUGGCCGACCUCCGAUUUGACCCCAACAACAUGAACAAUCUCCGCGAAGCGAUACACCGGGGCUACAUAUGCCGGAUCUCUCGCUUUCUUGAUGCCCAUGGAAUCCCUAACGUGCUCUGGUCGGAGCUUGUGAUGAAUAUGUUUCUCUUUCCCGUCGUGGCAGACGGCAUUCGCGUCGUCAUCCCCGAUGAACAUAUCGAGAAAGCACGCGACCUCCUGCUAGCAGCCGGCUUCCCCCCCUGCCAGAUGGGGAACUACUGCCCCUUGUACUGGGAGGCGUCUGGUCACGCCGUCCCCUACGCACACUUCAACCUCGUGGACCGCGGCCCCAUAAACUACUACAAACCCGAGAUAUUCGGCGACAAUCCCCGGGAAUGGCACACGCUGGAACUCCUCAAGAAGUCCGAAGUGCUGUGGGGAGCGCCCGAAAUCCCACUCGGGCCGCCUCCUCCAAAUGAUCCAGACUGGUGGACAGUCAACGAUGAGCGUCUUCCAGAAGUCCCCAUUGAAUACCAGCUAGGCCGCAUUGUUGAGGCGGAUUAUCCGGUCAAGAUCCCCUCGCCGGCGCGCUUCGCCGAGUCGCUGACCCUCUUGUACAUGCGGGACAAUUUCCCGGAAAUGACUUGCAGAGGGCAGUCCUGGGAUUUUCUACAGCUGGACAUGCUGGAAGUGCUGGAAAAGCACCGCCUCUUCGAACUGAAGGACCUUCCGCCUCGUACUCGAAGCUGGUUUACAAUUCUGACGACCGAUCACUUUGACGAAUAUGAGGAUAUCGCGGAGUCGUUCGCGGCGGAGAUGAGGGAGACGGGCGAGGUGCCUGCAAGUAGUCCCUGGCCGUCGAAAGCUUUCUUGCCUCCUGGAUGGCAUGAAGAGCUUAAACAGUGGGAGGAGGAGAAAGAGCAGAUGAGGAAGAAGAAGAAGGAGGAGGAGGAGGAGGAGGAGCAGAUGCGGAAGAAAGAAGAAGAGGUGAAAGAGGAGCAGAAUGCGUGA